AUGGUCGGGUGCUUUAUAUGGAUUUGGAUUUUGCUUAUUUCAGCUAUAUGUUCUUCCAAUCAUGGUGAUGAUGAUUACAAUAUUGAUGGAAUAGUUGUUAAUGAAUGGGAAUUUGUUCGUGAUUUAUUUAAAGAAAAUUUCGUUGAACAACGAGAUUUAGGUGCUUCUAUAGCCAUCUAUCAUCAAGGUAGAUUAGUUGUAGAUUUAUGGGGUGGAUGGUUUGAUCGUUCGUUCACUAAACCUUAUGAUAAUAAUACAUUACAGUUAGUAUUUUCAGCCACCAAAGGUUUAGUAGCUAUUGCUACUGCAUUAUGUGUUCAAAAAGGAUUACUUAAUUAUUCAGAAUUAGUUACAAAAUAUUGGCCUGAAUAUGGACAAAAUGGCAAAGAAAAUACAACAGUAGCAGAUAUACUCUCACAUCGUGCUGGACAACCAUUUACAUCAGGCCCAUCCGAACAGAUUUUCAAUUGGACAGCAAUGAUUCAUGCAUUAGAACAACAACGACCAUUAUGGCCACCUGGAACUGCUCAUAGUUAUCAUGCACUCACAUAUGGAUGGCUUACUGGUGAACUUAUACGACGUGUUGAUCCAAAGAAGAGAACUGUCGGACAGUUUAUUCAAGAUGAAAUUGCCAAUCCAUUACAAAUCGAAUUUUAUAUUGGUUUACCAUUAGAACAAGAUUAUCGUGUAUCACCACUUACUUUAAGUUUAGAUGAUCUUCGAACAAUGAAUGAUUCAAUGAAAGCUUUUUAUAUACUGUACAAUGAUCCUCGUCUACAUCAAGCUGAAAUACCAGCAACAAAUGGAAUAACAAGUGCUAAAUCAUUAGCAAGAGUGUAUGCAUCUCUAAUUAUUAAUUUGGACGAUGGAAAACAAAAACGAUUGUUGGAUGAAACAAUUCUAAAUCAAGCAACGAAAUCAAACACACCUAAAGAUGAACUCGAUUUUAUAACAGGUACACAUUCAGCAUUUGGUAUGGGAUUUACCCUGUUUGAUCAAACAUUUCCAAUGUUUAAAUCAAAAAUAUUUGGUCAUAUUGGAGCUGGGGGUAGUAUUGGUUUUGCUGUACCUUCAAAAAAUCUUUCAUUUGCAUAUGUUGUGAAUCAACUUGAUAUGACAAGAAGAAAUCCUACUCGUCAACGAAUUCAAACAAUCCUGGAAAAAAUUUCAACAAAGAUCAGUGACGAUUAUUAA
Messenger RNA from Rotaria sp. Silwood1, 1194 nucleotides. Lineage: Eukaryota; Metazoa; Rotifera; Eurotatoria; Philodinida; Philodinidae. The record is from the annotation of a GenBank genome assembly.